Molecule: messenger RNA, 2866 nt
Organism: Oncorhynchus tshawytscha (Chinook salmon)
Lineage: Eukaryota; Metazoa; Chordata; Actinopteri; Salmoniformes; Salmonidae
Product: CUB domain-containing protein 1
Exons: 10
Coding region: 130-2679 (849 amino acids)
Source: RefSeq, a predicted model, not a curated record
GUAGGUGUAACCCAUUUCCCUCAAAGCAAAAGAACUACACGGAGGUCCAAAGCCGUAGUCGCGAUUUGUGCCAAUUUUAGUUCAGUUAUAUAGCUUAUCGUUUGAGAUACCGAUGCUGAAAAUAAAGGCAUGACUUUAUCAACGUUCGGCUGGGCUCUGCAGCUUUUGGGGAUCGCGUCCGCCGUGUUCGUUCUAUCAGAGGGUGUGACACUGACCCUCACCCCUGACCAGGGCACUACUCUCAACAUCAGCCAGAGUUCAGAGCGCAGCAGGGGGUCAAAGUGUACGGUAUGCACCGGUACAGGCUUGAAGAAGUCCUGCUCCAGGGCUGGAAGUGAUUAUGUGGUGCUGCUGACAGACCCCAAAGCUGCUGUGAACAUGGUGUUCACCUGCACCAAACCAGAGGAAGUCUUUACUGUGGAGGUUGUCAGGGAAAUAGAUUGUACUACAAAGUCCUGUAAUGGGGACAUCAACCCCAUUGAGUCUAGAACCGGUACGCUUCCACUCCAGAACUUCAACCGUACCUUUAUCUGGAACCUGAAGGCCCCGGUUCCACGGGCGUUCCAUUUGGACUUCACCCAGAUGGGGCUGAGACAGAUCCUGCCCUCUGAGAGAUGUCCAGACCAGCACACGUAUACCCUGUUAGCCCUCCAGAGGACAGGGGAGGCUGCCAUCGGGACGUACUGCAGGAACGGCAGCGUCUCUGGGGCUCAGGUCUUGAACCAGGGCAGGCUCUCUCUGGAGGUCACUGGAGGACGGGAACUGAACCCCACCAUGUUCAACGUGUCUGUUGGAGAGGAAAUCAAAUCACUUGCUGUCCUCAAAGUGACUUUACCGGAAGGGACGUCAUCUUCGGAGUUGCUCUCUCCAAACUACCCGAAUAGUUUCCCUGACGAUGACCUGAUGGAGUGGAAGUUUGUGGUCCCUCCCAAACACAACGCUACGGUUGUCUUCCUGGGUCAGACCCAGCCGCAGUGCCUGAAGAAGGAGCCGGCUGUGGAGUAUCACUACGGUAACGGGCGGUUCGCGGUGGUGAAGAAGCUGUCGGACCCCCAGCCGGCCCAACGUCGGGACUCCUUCUCCCUGAUCCUAAGGAACUGUGAGAUGAACAGGAUCGGGGACGGCUCCACUGGUCUCUCCCUCCACUUCAAGGUUUCAGCCAAGAGGAGGAGUCUUCCAGUGUUGUGCAAUGUGGACCUGAGGAAAGAGUGGGGGCUUUCCCUCCAUAUUGAGAAGACUAACCUCAUGUCUGACUGUGAGCUGAAGCUGAACUCUGUCAUCCAGAAGAAAAUCACUGUUCCCUCAGGGAAGAUCUCUCAGCUGUCCUUCCAGGACUGCCCAUGUCAGGAGCUGCUACUGACCGCCAUCAGAAUCAUAGAGUGCCGUCAGUGGAGGGGCUGCCAAGCAGCAGCAGCCCCUGUCCCUCUGACGGUGCCCGUCCUGGAGAGGUGUCUUCCCGCCUCCCUGGGCAGUGUCACCUGGAUCCUCCGUCCCCCUCAGCAUGGCACGGUAGAGCUCCUGCCCACUACUGGCAACCUGAGGCAGUCCCUGCCAGAACAACCCUGCAACGGCUCUGUCACUCUCACCGUGGCCGAGGACGAUGACGGCACCACCGUGGGUCAGUUCUGCCCUCAGGGAGCCAUACACAAAGUCCAGGUCCACACCAACCUGUCCAUCACAGCUUCAGCCUCGACCAUGGGAGGCAAAGAGAGGUGGCCAUUCUCACAUCCUUUACUCAACAUCUCCUUCACCAGGGAGAUUGCAGAGAGAUACAUCUUCACGGUAUACCCAAUGAAAGGAGUACCAACUCUCCUGGCCACCCCUAGUUGGCCUGUGGGAAUGAAGUCCUACUCCACUGUGUCCUGGAUCGUCAAUGUCCCCUCCAAGCUGGAAGCCCACCUCAUGUUCGACAACAUCAGCCAGCCCAAGUGCAGCAACCGCCACACGGGCAUCAGGGUGCAGAUCCUGGGCUCCCUGGAGGAGAUGUACAGCCGGCGGGAGGACGAGGAGGCAGGCAGGAAGAUCACUGUCUCAGAGAGCUUCUACCUCAACAUGUCCAACUGUAUGCCUGAGAGAGGAGACUUCAGCAUGCUCACACAGAUCACACUGCACAAGGAUAAGAACCUGCUUCUGACCAGCAUUCUGAGUGCGGUGGCAGCUCUGCUGGUUCUCAUGGUGGUUGUGUUGGCUGUGGUUUGUGUGGUGAUCAAGAAGAAGAAAAGGCAGCUGUCUCACCAAGUGUCCACCUACAACCCCAACGGUACCAGCUUCCUGCCAGGGCACAACGGGAGUUUCCCCAAAUCACGAAAAGACAACGAGUCCCACAUCUACGCCUCGAUCGAGGACACACUUGUAUACAGCCAUCUCCUGCGAGAUGGGGCAGAGAUGGGUGUCUAUGGAGACCCGGCUGUGGAUGUGUACCAGAGCUUUACUGGGCCCACAGAGACUAAGCCCCUCUCUCUGGGGACAGUCUCUGAACAUCCAGAGGUGGGCAUCUACCAGCCUUUUGUGCCCCCAUCCCAUUUUGCCCCACCCGUCCCCAAUAGACCCUUAAGUCAAGCCCAGCAGCCUAUGGUGGACAAUGAGCUGUAUGGCUCCAGAAGCAAUGGUGACACCCCUGCACAGUCUCAACCGAACAAUAUGAACACAGAGCAGGUGGAGCCAGCGGCUCAUGACUGAAAGGGAGUGGACUGUAGGUUGGGGGUAUAUGCCAAGCACAGUACCAUAGCCCUUCUAUUCAUAGCAUGCACAGUACCAGUCAAAAGUUGAGAGACACCUACUCAAUCAAAAGUUUUUCUUUAUUUUUACUAUGUUCUACAUUGUAUAAUAAUAGUGAAGACAUUAACUAUGAAAUAACACAUAUAUA